Molecule: messenger RNA, 3485 nt
Organism: Oxyura jamaicensis (ruddy duck)
Lineage: Eukaryota; Metazoa; Chordata; Aves; Anseriformes; Anatidae
Gene: DGKI
Product: diacylglycerol kinase iota
Exons: 35
Coding region: 39-3155 (1038 amino acids)
Biological process (GO): intracellular signal transduction; diacylglycerol metabolic process; lipid phosphorylation
Cellular component (GO): nucleus
Molecular function (GO): ATP-dependent diacylglycerol kinase activity; protein binding
Source: RefSeq, a predicted model, not a curated record
CUCCUCCUCCUCGUUGCCCUUCGCGGCCCCCCGCCGCAAUGAACCCCCCCGCCGCGGCCGGCGGCGAGGAGCUGGGGGCGGCGGGCGGCUGCCGGGGGGCCGAGGGCGGCGGGGAGGCGGCGGGAGCCGCGGGGGUCCCGGAGGAGCCGGGGCUGGGCGCGGGCGAGGAGUCGCUGGAGGAGAAGCUGCGGAGCCUCACCUUCAGGAAGCAGGUGUCCUACAGGAAAGCAAUCUCCAGGUCAGGCCUCCAGCACUUGGCUCCUGUGCAUUCCCUCAACAUUGCAGUCUCCAAUGGACCUGUGAAGGAACCAAGGGCAGCAUUAGAGUGGACAGAAAAUGCUGUGAAUGGAGAGCAUCUGUGGCUGGAGACAAAUGUUUCUGGGGACCUCUGCUACCUGGGGGAGGAAAGCUGCCAAGUAAAAUUCUCAAAAUCUGCUCUGCGGAGGAAGUGUGCUGCGUGCAAGAUUGUGGUCCACAAUGCGUGUAUGGAGCAGUUAGAGAAGAUUAAUUUUCGCUGCAAACCAACUUUCCGAGAAGGGGGCUCCAGGUCUCCAAGAGAGAACUUUGUCCGACAUCACUGGGUGCACAGGCGGAGACAGGAGGGGAAAUGUAAGCAGUGUGGAAAGGGCUUUCAGCAGAAGUUCUCCUUCCAUAGUAAAGAGAUUGUGGCCAUCAGCUGUUCCUGGUGCAAGCUGGCGUUUCAUAACAAAGUCACCUGCUUCAUGCUACAUCACAUCGAGGAGCCGUGUUCCCUGGGGGCUCACGCAGCUGUCAUUGUGCCUCCCACCUGGAUCAUUAAGGUGAAGAAACCUCAGGUGGUCUCCAUACCAGGAGACGAGCCUGAUUGGGCAGGAGACUGGAGCCCCGAAGGGGAAAUGGGCGUCUCCUACCCCUAUUGGGAGGGUUGGCAGAACUCAUUAAAGACUUCAACGCGACGAAAGAAAAGAACAUCUUUUAAAAGAAAAGCCAGCAAAAGAGGCAAUGAAGAUAACAAAGGUCGGCCAUUUGUGAUAAAGCCUAUCUCCUCUCCACUCAUGAAACCAUUGCUGGUUUUUGUCAAUCCAAAAAGUGGAGGGAACCAGGGCACCAAGAUUCUCCAAACAUUUAUGUGGUAUUUGAAUCCACGCCAAGUCUUUGAUCUCUCUCAGGAAGGGCCAAAAGAUGCGCUGGAGCUGUACAGAAAAGUGCCAAACCUGCGGAUCCUGGCCUGCGGUGGGGAUGGGACGGUUGGGUGGAUCCUCUCCAUCCUAGAUGAACUGCAGCUCAACCCCCAGCCUCCCGUGGCUGUCCUUCCACUUGGCACUGGAAAUGACCUUGCCCGCACCCUCAACUGGGGUGGGGGUUACACGGAUGAACCAGUGUCCAAGAUCCUGUGCCAUGUAGAAGAUGGGACGAUUGUCCAGCUGGACCGGUGGAAUCUCCAGGUUGAGCGCAACCCAGAUUUGCCACAGGAUGAGCUGGAGGAUGGGGCUCGUAAGCUUCCACUCAGUGUCUUCAAUAAUUACUUCAGCCUUGGGUUUGAUGCACAUGUUACACUGGAGUUCCAUGAAUCCAGAGAAGCAAAUCCAGAGAAAUUCAACAGCCGAUUUAGAAAUAAAAUGUUUUAUGCAGGGGCAGCCUUUUCAGACUUUCUGCAAAGAAGCUCAAGAGAUCUAUCCAAGCAUGUUAAAGUUGUGUGUGAUGGUACAGACCUGACUCCAAAGAUCCAGGAGCUGAAGUUCCAGUGUAUAGUGUUUUUAAAUAUUCCCAGGUAUUGUGCUGGCACAAUGCCCUGGGGAAACCCUGGAGAUCACAGAGACUUCGAGCCUCAGCGGCAUGAUGAUGGCUACAUUGAAGUCAUUGGGUUCACGAUGGCCUCACUGGCUGCUCUCCAAGUGGGUGGUCACGGAGAGAGGCUGCAUCAGUGCCGUGAGGUGACGCUUUUAACAUACAAGUCUAUCCCCAUGCAAGUGGAUGGUGAACCUUGUCGUUUGGCUCCCUCGCUCAUUCGGAUCUCAUUAAGGAACCAAGCCAACAUGGUGCAGAAGAGCAAGAGGAGAACAUCCAUGCCUCUGCUGAAUGAUAUCCAUAAAGUGCAGUCUGCUGACCUGAGGAGAGUCUCAGCUCCCCCUGAUUCCUUCACUGUUCCUCAUUCCAUCCCAGAUCGCCUACGGAUCAGAGUGAACCGGAUUAAUUUGCAAGAAUAUGAGGGGCUGCUUUAUGACAAGGAAAAACUGCGUGAAGCUUCCAUCCCUUUAGGAAUUAUAGUUGUACGAGGAGAUUGUGACUUGGAGACCUGUCGGAUGUACAUCGACCGUCUUCAAGAGGACCUACAGUCCGUAUCUUCUACUACACAGAGAGUUCACUACCAGGACCAAGAAAGCUCUUUCCCAAGAGUGCUUUCUGUUCAGAGGCUCUCUCCUAGAUGGUGCUUCCUAGACGCAACUUCUGCUGAUCGUUUUUACCGCAUUGACAGAUCUCAGGAACAUUUGCACUUUGUGACGGAAAUUUCGCAGGACGAGAUUUUUAUUCUGGACCCAGAGCUGGUAAUGUCACAGCAGGGGGGGACGCCACCCGGAAUGCCUGAUCUGGUAGUGGAGCAGGCCUCUGGAAUAUCAGAUCGGUGGAACCCUGCGGUUCGAAAGAGGAUGCUGAGCGACAGUGGCCUUGGCAAGAUUUCCCCGCACUACGAGGUACCUGACAAACAAAAGGACGCCAGCCAGACCCAUAUGCUGCAGUCACCAGUCUCUUCAGAAGAUCAAGCACUUUUACAGGCAGUCAUAGCUGGUGAUCUGCUGAAGUUCAUAGAAUGCUGUAAAAAAGGAGCCAAUUUGUUAAUCCAAGGACCCGACCAUGGCUCCUUGCUGCACCACGCUGCCAAGACUGGGCACGGCGAGAUUGUGAAAUAUAUCCUGGAGCAUGGUCCAUCUGAAUUACUGGACAUGACUGACAGCGAAACGGGUGAGACGGCGUUACAUAAGGCGGCCUGCCAGCGCCAUCGUGCCAUCUGCCAGCUCCUGGUGGAUGCGGGAGCGUCACUGAGAAAGACAGACUCCAAGGGUAAGACCCCUCGUGACAGGGCUCAGCAAGCUGGUGACCCAGAUCUGGCCUCCUACUUGGAGAGUCGACAGAAUUACCAAAUGGUUCCCCAUGAGGAUCUGGAGACAGCAGUCUGAUGUCUGAAAGCAGCAAAGAGGAUCCUUGGAAAUAGCAAGGCUGCACCUGAGCACUUGGGCAUUGUGUGAGGAAGAAGCUGAUGGAAUCAACGUGUCUCUUGCUCUCGUGGAAAAUAUCUGAGGACAUGCCACCAGUUUCUAAGGGCUACUGAGUCUUGCCACGGAACAGUUAGGUUCCAUAAGUUAGCCCAUGAUGGAUGAGGUGGGACACUCAAAGGUCUGUGGAAUCCAUGGGCCACGGAAAUUUACCUUUAUUGCUUCCAGCAAGUAGCAUGAACUUCUCCCAUGUUCAUCUGUACAAUUUAUUAAAAAAACAUGAAAAAGAGAAAA